Molecule: messenger RNA, 1088 nt
Organism: Coccidioides posadasii C735 delta SOWgp
Lineage: Eukaryota; Fungi; Ascomycota; Eurotiomycetes; Onygenales; Onygenaceae
Cellular component (GO): intracellular anatomical structure
Molecular function (GO): oxidoreductase activity, acting on NAD(P)H, oxygen as acceptor
Source: RefSeq, a predicted model, not a curated record
GUACAAUCAUCUAUCCUAAAUCAUCAUCAAUUCCCAAUAUAAGUUCACUCCUACGUCACACCAUGGCCGCCACCGUCUUCCGCCCCGGUGCCACAGCUCUCAUAACUGGCGGAGGCAGUGGAAUCGGCUUCGCCGUCGCCCAGCUUUGCCGCUCCCACGACAUGAAUCUGAUCCUGGUCGACAUCCACGCUGACAAUCUGGCCAAGGUGCACACCCUCCUCGGAAACACCGAGAAUGCCAAGACGAUCACGCAUGUCAUGGACGUCUCGGACGUGUCGUCGUGGGAGUAUCUACGGGACAAGCUCGUCAACCAUUUCCCCGCUGGGAUCGAUCUGCUGAUGCUGAAUGCCGGAGCGACUUUUAAGCCAGAGGAUUCGAAGAAUCCAUGGGGGGAUAUAGAGUACUUUCAAAAGACCUUCGCCACAAACUUCACGGGUGUCCUUAACGGAAUAUACACCUUCCUGCCCAUGAUCAGCGAGGCCGCUGCCCAAGGACCCAAAGCGAUCGUCAUCACCGGAUCAAAGCAAGGCAUAACCAACCCUCCCGGUGCAAAUAACCCAGCAUACAACGCUAGCAAAUCUGCCUUGAAGUCAAUCGCCGAGUUCCUCGCUCACGACAUGCACUCCAACAGCGCUACCAAGAAUGUCCACGUCCACCUGCUGAUUCCUGGCUGGACAUUCACUGGUCUCACGGGCAGCGAAGGCCCAAUUCAUGACGACCAGGCGUUGGCGCUAAAGCCCAAGGGGGCGUGGAUUCCAAGCCAGGUUGCGAGGUAUAUGUAUGAGAAAAUGAAUCAGGGGAAAUUCUACAUUGUUUGUCCGGAUGAGGACGUUAGCGAGGCGUUGGAUAAAGCCCGUAUGGAAUGGGCGAUUGGAGACAUCAUUGAGGGACGACCGGCUCUGUCGCGAUGGCAUGAGGAAUGGAAGGACAAGGCGAGUGAGUGGAUUAAUAAGGAGGCAGCGAAGAGGUAGGAAAAGGGGGCGAGCAAUUUUGCAAUCCGUGUCGGAUUGUUAGAGGCCGUUGGAGUCUGUCACCAAGAAGACUCAGCAUUCAUUUGGCGGACGUGUCCUUGCACUUUUUUGUAAAUC